Aspergillus melleus is the source of this 1395-nucleotide messenger RNA. RefSeq lists its product as uncharacterized. Gene Ontology annotation, molecular function: carbohydrate:proton symporter activity. The record is from RefSeq and is a predicted model, not a curated record. The coding region runs from base 1 to 1395 and encodes 464 amino acids. Gene Ontology annotation, cellular component: membrane. NCBI's taxonomy places the organism in Eukaryota, Fungi, Ascomycota, Eurotiomycetes, Eurotiales, Aspergillaceae. Gene Ontology annotation, biological process: carbohydrate transport; transmembrane transport. The transcript has a single exon.
AUGAGCUCUUCUCAAUUUGUGGAAAACUUUGGAUCAUAUAAUCCUGCCACAAACGAAUGGGCCCUUUCAUCGCAGCAGCAGUCUUUGGGUACCGGCCUGGGUUACGUCGGUGUUAUUGUCGGUGUAUUCUGCGGCUCACCCCUCAAUGAACACCUGGGGAGAAAGAAAACCUUCUGGAUUCAAAGCUUCGUGGUGACAGUCGGAGUUAUAAUCGAGUCGACUACCAAAUCCAGCUAUACACAAUUCAUCAUCGGCAAGCUCAUCGUGUACCUCGGGGGUGGCAUUGCCACCAGUGUGAUCCCCGCCUACCAAGGCGAGUGUGCGCCCAAGUCCCUCCGUGGCUUGAUGUCCGGAACAUAUAACGCCUUCCUCAUGAUAGGAGGCUUUGCAGCUUCUCUUAUCGUGUAUCUUUGUCAACACAUCCCCACAGAUUGGGCAUGGAGGGUUGUGAUAGUGGCCCAAAUUGCCAUCCCCGCGGCCAGCUGGAUCAGUCUUCCCUUCUUGCCAGAGUCCCCGUACUGGCUCGUUUCACGAGGAAGAUUAGACGAAGCUGUGACUUCUCUCCAUCGUCUCCGCGGCUCCUCAUUCCCCGCUGAGGCAGAAGUCGCAGCUCUUCAGCUGCUGCAGGAGGAGCAGCGUGAGCGACAGGCAACCGCAACCUGGGCCGCCUGCUUCACCCAUCCGGUUAACAGGAGGCGAACAAUCAUUGCGGUCGGUGCCCAGGUCUUCCAGCAGGCCCAAGGCAUUUCUUUCGUCGCAAACUACCAAUCUGUCUUUCUUCAGGAGAUUGGAUUCAAGGAAGUCCUUCUGAUGGCUGUCGUGGUUUACGUUAUCGGUGUCGUGGCAAACCUCGUCGCCAUGGCCACCACUGAUCUGCUGGGCCGGCGUAACGUGCUGCUCUGCUCUUCUCUGAUGCUGGGCGCCUGCAUGAUCACGAUCGGCGGAUUGACCGCCAACGGCGCCGAAGCCAUGUCUUACUCCAUGCAAGUCGCGGCGGUCGUGAUGCUGAUGCUAUGGUUCUUCUCCUUCCAGAUCACAUGGGGGCCUCUGGCAUGGGUCUUGACAGCCGAAGUGCCUCCAAACCAAGUCCGAGAGAAGACCGUAGCGAUGUCCGGAAUGGGAGCCUACAUCAUCGGAUUGAUCAUUGUGUUCGUCAAUCCCUACACUCAGGCCGAGAUCGGUGGUAGAGUCGCUUUCAUCUACGGGGGUCUCUCUGUGGUGGCGUUUCUUUUCGCCUGGUUCUUUGUCCCGGAGUUGAAUCAACGCUCCCUGGAAGAGAUUGAGCAGAUGUUUGAAGACCGACUCCCAACACGGACAUUCAAGUCGCAUGUCUGCCGGGCGCCAGCGGAUGUUACUGAAAAGAAGGAGGCAGAUGUUUUCAUUGAGAAUGUGUAA